AUGAAGGCAUACUGGUACGAUAACCAACCAGGUGACCAACGGCUCCCCCACGACUCCGGCCGUGCCGUUGACCCUGCAUACCUCGCCACUGUAGGCGUACUCUACCGGCACUUCCCCACCGUAGAUGACGUAGACGCCCUGGCCAAGGAACGCGGCUACAAGAACCGUGAUGAGAUCGUCGUUUCCCCCGAGAAAAUGGGUGCGGUGUACGAGGAGAAAGUGAAGAUGUUUUUCCACGAGCAUCUGCAUGAGGAUGAGGAGAUUCGGUAUAUACUUGAUGGGGAGGGAUUUUUUGAUGUGCGGAGCAAGGAUGAUGAGUGGGUACGUAUUCGGCUAGGGAAGGGGGAUUUGAUCAUUCUGCCGGCGGGGAUUUAUCAUCGAUUUACAACAGAUGAGAAUAAUUACGUCAAAGCCAUGCGUCUCUUCCAAGACGAACCUAAAUGGACUCCUCUAAACCGUGAUCCGGAACUCGAAACAAAUAAACAUCGCAAAUCAUACGUCGAGACCCUCAUUUCCCGUCAACCAGUUGCAACCUGA
This is a messenger RNA of Paracoccidioides brasiliensis Pb18, 537 nucleotides long. Its product is annotated as acireductone dioxygenase (Ni2+-requiring). The coding region runs from base 1 to 537 and encodes 178 amino acids. The record is from RefSeq and is a predicted model, not a curated record. The transcript has 3 exons. Gene Ontology annotation, molecular function: acireductone dioxygenase [iron(II)-requiring] activity.